Tremella mesenterica DSM 1558 is the source of this 2166-nucleotide messenger RNA. RefSeq lists its product as uncharacterized. Gene Ontology annotation, biological process: ergosterol biosynthetic process; triterpenoid biosynthetic process. The transcript is spliced from 12 exons. Lineage: Eukaryota; Fungi; Basidiomycota; Tremellomycetes; Tremellales; Tremellaceae. Gene Ontology annotation, molecular function: lanosterol synthase activity. The record is from RefSeq and is a predicted model, not a curated record. The coding region runs from base 1 to 2166 and encodes 721 amino acids. Gene Ontology annotation, cellular component: lipid droplet.
AUGGCGUCUUGGGAACCAGAGAAGACGGAUCUCACUGGUUGGCGUCUCGUCGUAGGAGAAGACUCUCACGGUCAGCAGAAGUGGGUUUACUUACCUCCCGGCCAAGCUAGGGAUGAGUGGAAGCAGACUAAGGAAGCAAAGUAUUGGCUUGGUCUAGAUAUUGGUGCUCCUGAACUUCCGCAACCUCAAUCUCCACUUGAUGCAGCUAGGAAUGGCUUCAAGUUCUACAAACAACUUCAGAGCCAUGAUGGACACUUUUCCACAGAGUAUGGUGGUCCGCUAUUCCUCACCCCAGGUCUAGUCAUCGCCAUGUCCGUAACGAAACACUCUUUUACACAUGAACAAAAGGUCGAACUUCGUCGUUAUCUCUUCUCCAAGAGACGACCGGAAGGUGGAUGGGGUCUACAUACAGCAGCCCCACCUACGGUAUACGGAACAGUUAUGAACUACGUCGCGUUGCGCAUGCUCGGUAUGGGACCCGACGAAGGACCCAUGGUAGAGAUCAGAGGUCUGAUUCAUAAAAUGGGAGGUGCUACUUGUAUACCCACUUGGGGGAAGAUAUGGUUAUCCGUUCUUGGAGCUUACGACUGGGAAGGUGUUUCACCUGUUCCUCCAGAAUUAUGGUUAUUACCUGACUGGGUACCAUUUGCUCCAUGGCGUUGGUGGAUCCACGUCCGACAAACUUUCACUCCUAUGUCGUACCUCUACGGAACUCGUUUUGUCGGUGCCAUGACACCUAUGGUUCUCGCCCUUCGUCAAGAAAUUUACACUCAGCCAUACGAAAGUAUCGAUUGGCCUUCACAACGUCACAAUGUCAGUCCUAUAGAUAUUUAUUCCCCCGUUCACCCAAUCUUAUCAUCCUUACAUUCCGUUCUUGGCAUAUACGAAAAAUUACCAAAUGUUCCCCUCUUAUCAUCGACUGUUCCCCUACGUCAGAUUGCCAACGAUCGUGCAUACCAAUUACUCUCGUACGAGGACGAAAACACAGGAUAUCAAACCCUAGGUCCCGUGUCCAAGGCUUUCAAUAUGGUAUGUCGAUUUGCGCGAGAGGGUAAUGAAUCAGAAGCUAUGAAAAGGCAUUUGUCAAGAGUAGGAGACUUUUUAUGGCUGAGUCAAGAUGGGAUGAUGAUGAUGGGUACCAACGGAAGUCAGUUGUGGGAUUUAGCAUUCAUGGCUCAAGCUGCUGUUGAAACGGGAUUAGCAGACGAGGAGGAUAAUAAGACGAGUGUAUUGGGAAUGCUUGAUUGGUUAGAUAGAGCGCAAUUGCAACAUGAUCCUAAAUGGAUGAAAGAAGGAUAUAGACAUCGUUCCAAAGGUGCUUGGGCGUUCUCCACUCCAGAGCAGAGUUACACGGUCAGCGACUGUACUGCCGAAGGACUGAAAGCUGUCAUGUGUCUACAGGGAUUAGACUAUACUCCUAAACCUGUCACAUUGGAAAGAAUGAGAGAUAGUAUCGACACUUUACUCAGCUUACAAAACUCCAAUGGUGGUUAUGCGAGUUAUGAGCUCAUGCGUGGAAGUCCGAAACUUGAAUGGCUUAAUGCAGCAGAGGUUUUUGGAAACAUCAUGGUCGAUUACCUUUACCCGGAAUGCACCACCUCUGCGCUGUCUGCUCUGAAAUACUUUUCCAAACUUGAUCCUUCAUACCGAGCACGCGAGGUGGAACAGACCGUCAAGAAGGCUAUCCAGUACAUCCACAGCGUUCAACGUGAAGAUGGGUCAUGGUAUGGUUCAUGGGGAAUUUGUUUCACAUAUGCUACCAUGUUCGCUCUGGAAUCACUCGCAAUAGCAGGGGAGACAUACGAUAAUUCCGAGCGAGUCAAGAGAGCUUGUUCGUUCCUUAUUGGGAAACAAAUGGAGGAUGGAGGAUGGGGAGAGACUUAUAUGUCAUGCGUGACGGAAAAGUACUCACAACAUGAUCAAUCUCAAGUGGUUCAAACUGCCUGGGCAAUUCUAGCCCUCAUUUACGCUCAAUACCCUGUCAAAGAUGUCAUCCGUAAGGCCGUCCAACUCAUCAUGAGUCGUCAGAAAGCGGAUGGACGUUGGGAACAAGAAGACACGGAAGGUAUCUUCAAUAAGAACUGUGCGAUUGAUUAUCCCGCUUUCAAAUUCGUAUUUUGCAUCUGGGCUCUUGGUCGCGCAGACAGGUAUUUGAGAGAAGAAUGA